AGACGCGUAGGCUGGAAGAACCCUCAGCCCUGCGCUCCUCCGAACUCGACGCUGAUUGGCUCGGACCGAGCGAAGGCGGAAGUCCGCAGAGCAGGGGGAUUCCCCGAGGGAAGUUCCCAACUCGAACUGGGCUGUGUUAAAAAAAAAAAAAAGUACACACAUACACACACACAUUACCAUAUCCUCUACCAGGGUUUUGUAGCUUUACAUCCGAAGAUAAGGCAACGGAGGCUGCCGCGGUGUCAAAACAAGAUAUUUUCGACUUUAAGGAGAAACUUGAAUGAAGGGCUCAUGUCUGCCGUGUCAGUGAUGAUCGUGGAGCACAAGGCAUGGAAAGGAACAUUGGAGACAAGCUCAACAAAGCUUUCGAAGCUUAUCGCCAGGCCUCUAUUGAAAAGGACAAUGCUAAAAAGGAGUUGCAGAAAAUGACUGAGUAUUAUGAGCAAUACACUCGAGGACUUCAGAAGCAGAUCGAGGACCAGCAGAGGUUGAUAUCUGAUCUUGAAGCUAAGUUGUCAGCACCAAGGCAAGCAUCAGAGGUGAAAUGUGAGUCUUGCAACCAUCUCCACGAAGGGCCCAGCGCUUAUAGGAAGGUCAAGUUCCCGGAGAAUAUGGGCACCGUUGCUGUUGCUCCUAAUUUGCCAGUCAACAGCRGCGUUGAACAUCAGGGCAUGUUAGAGGUAUUYGAGGCCAUUCAAGGCAAAUUUCGACAGAUCCAGAAUCUAACCAGAAGACAAAAAGAUCAACUGAAAAGAUUCCACGGUGGAUGUGAGGCGUCAAACGAUCAGCGCUUCUCCAUGCCCAUCCAGUGCACGGACCGAACCGCAGAGGCAGAGCAACCCUUUUCCUCAGCGCUACGGACAGCUGUGGACAUCCCUCACCUGCCCGCGUCUCUGGCGUCCCGCGGCGCCGCUCAGGAGGACAAAGACUUUGCGGACUCUCUCGCCAAACUCAGUGUGAAAUUCCCGCCCCCCGCGGACAGUGAAUAUGAUUUUCUGAACAGUACGCCGGAGAGAAACCCUAAUCUGGCCAUGCCCACGAAGCAGCCUCUCGGCGGCGCCUCUCCCGCGCUGCCAGAGGAGAAGCUGCCAGAGGAGAAGCCCGAGGAACUGCCCCUGCUUUUUGUCUAUCCCACACCCCCCUCCCACCCCACGUCGCCUUCACCCUCCCGGGAGAGUGUGCGAGGACCCCAGCAGUCUCUCUGGAGCCCUGACUUGUGCAAAGCAGCCGACACCGGGACAGACCAGGAGCCUCCGAGCAGCAGUCCGAAUAAAUGCGCUUUCUGCAACGCUGUGGUUCCACAGAACCAAAUGAACAUCCACCUCUACUCGCACUGCUCUCCUAAGAACGAAGCGAGCAAGUGACAGUGGACGCGGAGCCCCGACUGAGGGGAUAAAAGUCCAGACCACUUAAAAAACUUUUUACUGUAUUCAUGGCGGCCUCCUGCCCGCCGUGAAGUACAAGCGCUGUACAAGAAGUGACAUUACACUGCCAUAAGACUUGAAUCCAUUUAUUUAAUACUGAAAAUUUAAAUGGUACACCUAUUUUUUUUGCCCAUAUGAAUUUUAUAAUAUCAGACUGAGAUUUUACAGUGAUGCACAUAUAUGAGCAAAUAAAUCAAUAUUUACUCUUGCA
Molecule: messenger RNA, 1635 nt
Organism: Austrofundulus limnaeus
Lineage: Eukaryota; Metazoa; Chordata; Actinopteri; Cyprinodontiformes; Rivulidae
Gene: tank
Product: TRAF family member-associated NFKB activator
Exons: 8
Coding region: 330-1364 (344 amino acids)
Biological process (GO): negative regulation of canonical NF-kappaB signal transduction
Source: RefSeq, a predicted model, not a curated record